Molecule: messenger RNA, 1619 nt
Organism: Pelobates fuscus (common spadefoot toad)
Lineage: Eukaryota; Metazoa; Chordata; Amphibia; Anura; Pelobatidae
Gene: GFER
Product: growth factor, augmenter of liver regeneration
Exons: 3
Coding region: 1-597 (198 amino acids)
Biological process (GO): liver development
Cellular component (GO): mitochondrion
Molecular function (GO): flavin adenine dinucleotide binding; flavin-dependent sulfhydryl oxidase activity
Source: RefSeq, a predicted model, not a curated record
AUGCACUGCUCUCCCAACAUGGCGGCGCCCAGUGACCGGCAAGCCUCGAACCCUCUGAGCGGGUUUCCGUUCCUGAUACCCGGGGUGAAGCCGGGAGCAGGCGGCCCUGCCGGGGGAGGGGAAGAGGGAGGAGGAGAGGGAGGACACCCCAAGAAGCCCUGCCGUGCCUGCAUGGAUUUCAAGAGCUGGAUGAAGCAACAGAGGAAGCACAGCUCGGCCUCCCAGGAAACGGAGAUCGAAGACAGAGAGAGACCGCCUGAAUGCCCAUUGGAUAGGGAAGAGCUCGGCAGAAGUACUUGGUCGUUUUUACAUACUAUGGCAGCUUACUACCCUGAUCAGCCCACUAGUAAACAGCAGUACGAGAUGAAAAGCUUUAUCAACAUUUUCUCAAAGUUUUACCCAUGUGAUGAGUGUGCAGAGGACCUGAGAGACAGAUUGAAGACUACUCAGCCUGAUACCAGCAGCAGAUACAACUUGUCACAGUGGAUGUGCAUACUACACAAUGAUGUGAAUAGAAAACUGGGGAAGACGGAGUUUGACUGCUCAAAAGUUGAUGAAAGAUGGCGAGACGGCUGGAAGGAUGGGUCCUGUGACUGAUGAUCUGAUUCUGAAAUCUCACUCAUGUCGUUCCCAAGUGAAUGUAAUCUCAGAUAUCUAUAAAACCUCGCCAUAUAUAGACUCAGAAACCUGUCUAAAUGAUUUGUACUUAUUUGUAUUUCAAUUGGGUAUUAUUAAUGUUGUAGAGGAUUUGUUACUUGCCCCAGUUAUGUAUUUUGUUGAAAGCCCCAGUGUGCACUAUUUUGGAAUAUAACACCAUCAUUGGGGUCAGCAAAAAUACGUUUUUACAUGAUUAGGUAGUAUAGCUGGAGAAACUGUAACCCUUUGCAGGAAAAUCCGCCAAAAUAGAAAAUUUGCAGGUUUUCCCAAUUCCUGAUAGCAGAAACGUUGUAUUUAACUUCAUGGUUACUUAAACAUCCUCUUAUUCUGACUCCAAUAAGUGCUUGAAUCAAAAUAUGGAGUGCUUCUUUUCCCUGUGACAAUGACUCCUUGCAAAUGUCAAUAUAUUUAAACUGUGUGUGUAAAUUCACGUUUUUGUUGGUUCUCCCUUUGGCUAUUAGAGAAGAAUUUAUCAUCUCCACCACAAGAUAUGCAGUACCAUAUUCCAGGGAUAAUCAGAUUGCAAAUAACUGUAGCUCUUAUAGGAUAACCGCCCUACAACCAAUGCUCAUUUUAAAGAGUGUAUGUUUUCAUCCGUACAUUGUACCGCCAUUUUGGCGAGCAACGUAUAGAUGUGGAAAAAAACUAUUUAAAAGUAGGUCUCUCUCCCACUUCUCGGUUAAAUCUUUGGCGUGCCGCCAAUCUAAUUGACAAGGGAGAACAGAAAAGACCACCCACCAACGGACCUUCUGCUCCCCCAAGCAUAAUAACCACAGCGCCUGCACUACAGUUGCCAUGGAAACUCCCUAGACGGUGCUGCUAGCGCUGGCUAAGGUGUACAGGAAUGAAGUGAAAGCCGCCAGAAUGCUAACAUUUUAGCCAUUAUAUCGGCAUCAAAUAAAAGGAGACCAAAGGAGGAGCUGACGAUGGCCUGUAGGUGGGUGUUUCAUGAAGAGUAAUAC